This is a messenger RNA of Rhizophagus irregularis DAOM 181602=DAOM 197198, 632 nucleotides long. The record is from RefSeq and is a predicted model, not a curated record. Lineage: Eukaryota; Fungi; Glomeromycota; Glomeromycetes; Glomerales; Glomeraceae.
ACACAAAAUCCAUCAAAUGGAAAUUGUAUGCUUGUAAUGAAGAAAAUGGAUAUAGAUUUAAGGAAAUAUUCACAGCAAAAUCAUAAUAAACUUACAUGGAAAAAAGCAAUUCAUAGGGAUUUGCAUUCUGGAAAUAUAUUGUAUUCACAAUUUGAUAAUUAUUGGUAUAUCAGUGAUCUUGGAUUUUGUGGACCUGCUGAUAAAUCUUCAACAAGUAUAUAUGGAAAUCUUCCCUACAUUUCACCCGAAGUUAUUGUUGGAAGAGAGUAUACUUUUGCAUCUGAUAUUUAUAGUAUUGCAAUUCUUAUGUGGGAAAUUUCAUCUGGACAAACACCAUUUAUAAAUUAUGAACAUGAAAAUGAUAUUGUAAUGAAUAUUAUUAAUGGUAUAAGACCAAAAAUUGUGCCAGGAACUCCAUUAGAAUAUAAAAAUUUAAUGAAAGAAUGUUGGGAUGCUGAUCCAUUAAAAAGACCUGACGCUUGUGCACUUAUGAAAAAAAUGCAUAAAAUUAAUUUAGAUUAUCAAAAUAUGUCUUAUGAAUUAUUCAAAUCAGAAAUAGAUAAUUUAGAAAUGAAUAAAGUGAUAGUGAAAAAUUACCCGAAGAAUUUAUAAAGUUGCAAAUAAAUUCAAAU